Molecule: messenger RNA, 2816 nt
Organism: Homarus americanus (American lobster)
Lineage: Eukaryota; Metazoa; Arthropoda; Malacostraca; Decapoda; Nephropidae
Product: 4-trimethylaminobutyraldehyde dehydrogenase-like
Exons: 14
Coding region: 31-1770 (579 amino acids)
Molecular function (GO): aminobutyraldehyde dehydrogenase (NAD+) activity; 4-trimethylammoniobutyraldehyde dehydrogenase (NAD+) activity
Source: RefSeq, a predicted model, not a curated record
CUGCCUUCAAGUGUCAGUGAAGCUGUGAACAUGAGUGAAGGAAAGAAAUACAAUCAGAGGUACCGUACAAUCUGGGAGAAAGACAACAGGUUCAAAGGAUGGCUACAGCCUGUAGAGGGGGACAAGACCCAAGCACGGUGCAGAGUUUGUGGAACAACACUGAAGGCUCACUUGAGAUCUAUUAUUGGCCACAAUGAUGGAAAGAAACACAAGAAAAACAUGACUUCUUCUAGAUACCCUCCGGUGAUGGCGAGCGGUCUCAGUUGUCGAGUCUUUUGUCGUGGCAUCACCUUAACAGUCACAGGUCCUUGGAAUUAUGUGGCUGGCAAGCGGUGUGACCCUAUUGAUUCUUUGGGUUUUAUGAAGGUAACAGAGCCAGCAACAGGGCAGGUGAUGUGUGAGGUACCUAUAUCAGGGCCCACUGAGGUGGACCGUGCAGUUGCCAGUGCCAAAAACGUCUUUUCCACGUGGAGUAAAUUGUCUGGUCGAGAACGUGGUCAGAAGCUGUUAGAAGCUGGGCGCAUCAUCAGAGAAAAUUUAGAAAAUAUUUCAAGCUUGGAGGUACGUGACACUGGGAAGCCCAUAUGGGAGGCACGGGUAGACAUAGCAUCAUGUGCUGAUGCUUUGGAAUAUUAUGGUGGCCUGGCUCCUGCUAUUGUUGGCCAAUACGUCCCUCUGAAUGGAGGUUCCUUUGCCAUGGUACAGCGAGAACCACUUGGAGUAAUUGGAGGCAUUGGAGCGUGGAACUUCCCAAUGCAGACAUGUGUGUGGAAGGCAGCUCCAGCUCUGGCCUGUGGUAAUACAUUUGUGUACAAACCCUCCCAGUUCACGCCAAUCACAGCUGUAACCCUCAGUGAAGUUCUCACCCAAGCUGGUGUGCCACCUGGAGUCUUCAAUGUUAUUCAAGGAGAGGGAGAGGCUGGAGCCAAGUUAUGUGAGCAUCCAGACGUUGCCAAGCUCUCAUUUACUGGAUCUGUCUCAACUGGCACGAAGGUGAUGGCAGCUGGUGCUAAAGGUAUUAAAUCAGUGACACUGGAGCUUGGAGGUAAAUCACCAAUAAUUAUCUUUGAGGAUGCAGACAUGAAGAAUGCUGUCAAGGCUACACUGAUGGCGAACUUCCUCUCUCAGGGUCAGGUUUGUUCCAAUGGGACGAGGGUGUUUGUUCACCGGAGUAUUGCAAGUGAAUUUAUCAAGCAGUUAGUAGGUGCAACUGAAAAACUGAAAAUUGGUGAUCCAUUCGCUGAGGAUACUACCGUUGGGGCAACUAUUCAUGAAGAUCAUGCCAAGAAGGUUCUGAGUUAUAUUGCCUCAGCUAGAAAAGAGGGCGCAACAAUAUUGUGCGGAGGAGAACGUGUGAUGCAACAAGGAAAGCUGGCUGGUGGCUGGUACCUCUCACCAUCAGUGAUAGGGAACUGUCAAGACCACAUGAAGGUUGUGAAGGAAGAAGUGUUUGGUUCUGUUGCAUCAGUGCUGGAGUUUGACUCGGAGGAGGAGGUUGUUAAGCGUGCCAAUGACACAGACUUUGGCUUGGCAGGAGCAGUUUUUACUAAAGAUAUCCAACGUGGUCAUCGAGUGGCCAAUGCCAUAGAAGCUGGAAUGGUCUGGAUUAACACGUUCAAUUUAUAUCCAACCGAGAUUCCAUUUGGCGGUUACAAACACAGUGGAAUAGGUCGAGAAAAUGGUCUCACUGUGGUGGAUUAUUUCACACAGACGCGCACCGUGUAUGUGGAGAUGGGAGACGUUGACUGUGGCCCCCUCUACCAGGAUUAAGGUCACUUUGUAAUUAUUACUUCUAUCAGUCACAUUUUGAUAGUAUUCAAAUAUGUAUAUAAGUUCAAAGGUAUUGACAUAUUUCCUUUAUUUUGGGGGGUACUCUACCAGCAACUAAUAGUUUUUAUUUACUGGUACAGUACAUAACUAUACAAGGUGACUAAAAAAAAAUUAACAUUUAUAAUGUGUGGGGUUUUACUUUUUAUUUUCAAUUGCCUUUAAACAUUUUUUGUGGUGUAAACAAUGUUUCAUACAGUCUCUAUUUGCGAUCCACUGAUAUUAAUGCAUGUAUGAUAAUGGUUAAGUGUUGCCUCCAGACCCAUAAGGCACAUCUCAUGGUACUGAUUGGAUGACAUUUUUACAUGUUAAAAACAAUUUAAUCACCCCGCAUAUUAGAUUUUGAUGUUAACAUGUAUGGUAGGAAUUGUAAUACCAUUGACUAACAUUGUACUGGUACAGUAGCACUACUCAAGAGGGGUUAUGGGUAUUUCUUUGUUUAAAUACGAGUAUUUUAGCAUAUCUGGCUGGACUAUUAUCAUCUCAGAGCUGUACAGUAGUAGUAAACUUACAUAAAUUUUAAUAUUUGAAAGUGCAGUGUAACCUCAGCAGUCAGGACUCUCAUGGUCUCCAUUUUAGUGAAUUUGGAUAAAUUUAAGCUCUGAUAGGAUAUAUAUUAAACCAGGGGAUGGUGCUUGUAUUGCAGGGAUACAUACAAUAGUUGUACAAGUUUACUAAACUAGUACUGUACAGUACUGUAGUUUAUCAAGGACACUUGAAAAGAUAUGUGGAUGAAUUCAGUUUCAGUUGACCUAACAUUAUAAAUAAUUUUAAUGGUAAAUUUUUCCUUAUACUCUAUUAUAAUAGGAAUAAAAUAGCAAUUCAAAACUGGGAGUGAAGUGUAAGUAACUGUAAAUAGGAACCAUGCUGUGCUGUUAAACAAAAUUGAAAAAUAGAUUCAAAUGUGAUGGUUAAGUGUGAAUGUCACGUGUUUGUUACUACAGGUAUAUAUUUUAUAUUUUGCUAAUUAUUAAAGUGUUUUACAGGAA